AUUAUUAACGUAUGUUGUGAAAUAUUUAUAAUGUCAUGUUAACAUUGGGCAAUAUAAUGAGAAGCCAUUUGUUUUCAAUUAUUCUGAAAUAAAGUAAAGGGUUAGGGUUAAACGCAUGAUGAUGAUAAUAAUCUGUUAUUUUUGGAAGUUGAUAUAUUAAAGAGCCCCAACAUUGUAGUAAUGAAUGCAGUAGUACAUUAACAGGCAAGGAGUGGACUGUGUAUAUUCCCUCCCCAGUUGCCUUAGCGUUGCACCUCGCAUGUGAGUAAUCCCCAUCCCCCGGUUGUCCAUCUCUGUCUCAGGCCUGGAGCUCCCCUUCAUGAUGAUGCCCCAUCCGUUGAUCCCCGUCAGCCUGCCGCCCGCCUCCGUCACCAUGGCGAUGAGCCAGAUGAACCAUCUCAGCACCAUUGCCAACAUGGCGGCCGCAGCCCAGGGCCAGAGCCUGCCCUCCAGAAUGGUCACCUCUGUGAUAAAGGUAGAGCCCAAUAAGGAUAAACACAGCUCCGUGAUGUCACCAAUAGGGGAGAGCUAGACUCAUUUAUAGCGAUAAUGUAUGAAAGAUAUUGCAAAUGUCUGAUUAUAAUGUGUUUCUAAACACUAGCAGUUUGCAUGAUUUUAGAUGAUGUUUGGUUGAUUUGUCAUUUAAUAACACUGUCUAUACCGUUCAGAAAUCAUGAUAUGGAGUCAUUGAGACUCCAAAUUGACUCCAUAAUGUCAUAAAGAUACCAGUGAAGGAAUCACAUCCUAUGUACACCCUAUGUUCAUCCACACACCUAAAGCAAAUAACGAACAGUGAAAAAUAUAUAUCAGUUGUUUUUGAGACCGCCGACUGUUACCCAGCCUACGCGAUGCUUAUGUGGAUGGGUUCUACUUUGCGGAUGUUGGGGUUCCAGGAUCGUGUGCCGGACAGUCCGUCCCCGGCGCCCUCUCUGGAGGACCACAGGAGGCCCGGCAGCCACCCGUCUUCCCACCGGAGCAGCAGCGUCUCCAGCUCCCCGGCCCGCACCGAGAGCUCCUCAGACAGGAUACCCGCACACCACAACGGCCUGUCCAUGAACCACGCCCUGCUAGGCCUCUCCCCCAACAUGCCCCCCGGGCCCAAAGAGGGGGACCUGGCCCACGACAUGAGUCACGAAGCAAAGAGGAUGCACCAUGAAAAAGAGGAGAACCUGAUGUGCACCCCCUCAGCCCGGGACAGCUACGAGAGGCUGUCGUUGGUGGGACAGGCUCUUCCCCCCGGCUUCCCCUCGCCCUUCCUCUUCCCAGACGGCCUGUCGUCAAUAGAGACCCUCCUCACCAACAUACAGGGGCUGCUCAAAGUGGCCAUUGACAAUGCCCGGGCCCAGGAGAAGCAGGUGCAGCUGGAGAAGACGGAGCUGAAGAUGGAGCUGUUCAGGGAGCGGGAGCUCCGUGAGACCCUCGAGAAGACUCUCGCUGUGGAGCAGAAGAACAGAGCCAUCGUCCAGAAGCGUCUGAAGAAGGAGAAGAAGGCCAAGAGGAAACUGCAGGAGGCGCUGGAGUACGAGUCCAAGAGGCGGGAGCAGGUGGAGAUGACCCUCAAGCAGCCCUCCCCCUCCGACAGCAUGCGCUCCCUCAACGGCCAGACCCUCGCCAGGCAAACCCCCUCGCCCGUUGCCGUGCGCAACCCCGCCCACUGUUAUGCCUUCGACUCCCUGACCCCUGAGAUGGAGAGUGACCGCAGCAGUGGAAGAACAGAUGCUGAAAGGACAAUACAAGAUGGAAGACUGUUCCUGAAGACCACAGUGAUGUACUGAUAAGGAAGGAGGGCCCGAGGAUAGGAUGAAAGGAGGAGGAAGAGAAAAAAGGAGAAGAAAGAGAACCUAUGAAGAUUCUGGAGAGCCCGUAAGCAGGCUGGUUAAAACAAAAAGAACGGUUGGGAAUCGAGACGGUCUUAUGGAGUCCAAUGGAAGUAAUGUGUCCAGCCCGAUGCUGGAAUGUCAGCUUGUGUCUGAAUGUACAAUACGAUUUUUUUUUCUUUUUUCAAAAAGGCCAACAUAAGGUAAACUCAUUAAGAAAUGUUUGGCACAGUCGAUGGGCUUUAACUGAAGGAUUAAAAAAAGAAAAGAAAACUAUUGAGCACAGAAUAAUGUACCAUCGGUACACUGUUGGUGAUUAUUAACACAUUAAUUCACAGCACUGAAGAUGUUUUUAUACUGUAUCUCAACCAGCGAGAAAAGCUUUGAAAACAAGUUGACACUCAAGUUUGAGUUCGUAUUUCAAAUUGAAUUUUCACACGACGAGAAGUAACAACCGUGGGGACGAAUCUUGCGUAAAAAGACGAAAAAAAUGUGAAUCUUUCCGUGUUUGGUUGAGAGAAAAAAGACGAAGAGGAUUGAUUUUAAUGUUUUCUAAAUUAGAUGAAAAUACAAUCAAGUUUCCUUUCUACCAUUGUUGUAAAUAUAUACAAGCUGACCAUAUUGACAGGGACAUAAAAACCCUAUCGAGAACCGAGUGGAUUGAAAGGUGUGUGUAUAUAAAGUUAAGAGGUGUUGUGUAUGCGGUUAGAGCUAUUAGGCAAACAAUACCACCAUUUAUAUAAACUUAUAGUUUGUUUUUUGUUCUAUUUCUGAGCCAUCAUUCUUUCAAAUAGCUGCCAUUUUGGUGAGAAAGCAUGCAGGCAUGUAAAUGUUUGUCCUGGAAUUAUGAUAUUUAAUAAAUCCUAUAUUGUGCUGAACAAAUACAAGGGUUUACUCACUCAAGCCCAGAUCAUUUCGAAAACAUAAUUAUCUAAAGUUUCACUUUCCAAUAAAGAUUUUUUGCUGUCAAUAGUACUGUAAUCUUUGUAACAGAGAUAAUGUUCCUUUAAUUUCACUGUGUGUACAUUUUGUUUCUCCUUAGCCAUUCUCAAAAACGAAUGCCUGACGAGGCCCUUUUUUAAAAAAUAAAACCCAGUAUAUUAAUAACUAUGUAUCACCUCAAGAAGCAAAAACAAUCAGUCAUGGCACAACUUUUACACGACUAAUUGCCAUUUUAUCUCCUUUUUCCGUUCCCCUCUCUUUGACCUACACAAACAGAGAUGGACUUUUUUCUUGGAAUGGGUGUAUUCAUGCAUUGUUAAUGAGAAAAAAAAAAAGAAGAAAAAAGUCAAUCAUGAAUAAUCAUUUGCUUGUGACUUUCCCUGAAGACAGUUUUCUAUGCCAGUUGCAGUGCUCAGGCACUUGUGUAUAAUAUACUCUCUAGACAUGUGGCCGAUGACUUGGCUCUUUUUAAACAUCGGCUAUGACCUGUUGUGUUUUAAAAGCGGGACAGGAAACGUGUUCCUUGUUCGAAUUGUAUUUGUUCCCUUAUUGUUUUUGUUUAUUUGUUUUGUUUGAAUUUUUUUUAAUGGAGUAGGUCUAUUGUCAACUUGUCACUGAUAACUUAUAUAGCUUCUGAAAUCAUCUCCUCAUUGUACUACAAAUUCAAAUAAAGUUAUUGUUGAUGAUAAACAAUGUGUUCAUUAUGUGGAGUUUAUUACGUUUAAAACCUUUUUUUUCGUUUUUUAUGUCUAUAAAUCUGUUAUGGGGCAUGUAACGGUUACAACUGA
Molecule: messenger RNA, 3547 nt
Organism: Gadus chalcogrammus (walleye pollock)
Lineage: Eukaryota; Metazoa; Chordata; Actinopteri; Gadiformes; Gadidae
Product: dachshund homolog 1-like
Exons: 7
Coding region: 747-1775 (342 amino acids)
Source: RefSeq, a predicted model, not a curated record